Molecule: messenger RNA, 3661 nt
Organism: Caenorhabditis auriculariae
Lineage: Eukaryota; Metazoa; Nematoda; Chromadorea; Rhabditida; Rhabditidae
Source: the annotation of a GenBank genome assembly
AUGUUCAUCUUAAUUGUCAAGUAUAAAAGUUUCCGCAAAAUAAACGAAGAAAAAAUUGCUAUGCUGAUUUUCAGAACGAAUGUCGCAAGGCGAGCUUCCAAUCGCGCCUCCGCGACGCGGCCGAGGCGACCGCAAAAUCAAAAAAGAGCAAAUUUCUGCGCCCUACGACUUUAGGUGCCCUCAGAGCCGAAUGAAAUGCUAAUCUACACUAUUCAGACACAUUGCACACAUCUCAUUGGACGAUGGUCAGAAUAUUGUGGGCAUAUCUCCAGUUCCACUCCGUGCCGACCAAUCUGACAAGUUGUGUCCUAUGUAGUUGUAUCUUUUUUUCCCUAAUGUGGUAAAUGUUUUCCUAACUCUCUAUAAUUCAAAGUAUUUUUACUGAUCCGUGGUCUCUUCUAUAGCUGAUUCACGGCCAGCUUGGGGCGCCAAGGGGGCGAGUACUGUCUGCGCUCUCCACGUGCUAGGCGCUAUCUCGUGCAUUAUCUUGUCAGGGCCCUUUUUUUGAUGGCUAAAGCCAGCCGUUAAUCAGCUAUAUCAUCAAUGUCCUCAGACCAUGUCCUGUUUUGAGACCAGUGCAAAAAGCAGAGACGAACAUUUUUUUCGAGUUUUGAUAAAGCCGAAUGAAGAAAAAUUUCAUGCAGAAAAAUCAUUUGUGUACAAAACAUAUAAAUGAUCAAGAAAUGUGUACAAGUAGAAGAGCGUCUUUAUGAAAAUAAAAUCGCCUCCUAUGAGAAAUGUGUUAUAGUCUAUACGAAAGGCCGACAUCCAGUCAGAACGGAACAAUUACUUCAUCUACGACAAAAGUUUGUUUGAGAAUAUGAAAGAUACCUUUUAUCCUUUUCAGAAAACAGAAAUGAACCAACUCGACGUUUUAAUCCCUGUUGUGAGUUGAAAGUUUUUUGUCUCAACUUGCUUUUUCGAUAAUUCGUAUCAAAAAAUGAGAGUUUUUCUUAGGUCACGCCUUCCGAUGCGAAUGUUGAGCGAAGCUAUGAAAACCGUCCUUCCCAACAUUCGUACGAGAACAUUGGCGUCAAAGUAGCACAACUCGAGCCCAAGUACAAACUUUGAUUUCUCGAUCCCAUUUCCUUUAGAGGAAAAACUGUCUUGCAGAGAACCGCUGCAGGAGCAGAAGGGCGGCCGCAACGUCAAGAGACCGAGUCCAAAAAAACACGCAGCACCGCCGCCUCCGCCACAGUAAUCCCUCUUGAGCUCCCUUUGAUCGCCGAAACCGCGUUUCUAAGAUGAAAAUAAUUUGCAGAGAAUCAAAGCCUCGAAAUUCUGUCGGCCAUGAAAACAUUUCUUCCACACCAGUGUUUUUUCGGUGAGACUCGGGGAUUUGAAGGCUCAUUUCAGAAAAUGAAGCUUGAAUCAUUGAGAUCAAAAACUUGCGAGAAGUGUCCACAUAAUACAUAUUCAGCUGAGAUUUUCAACAUAACUUUUUAUCUUGAAAACUGUUAAUGAUUAACUUUGAGGCCGCAAGACGAAAAUCCCUCCCUCGCUGACCAACAUGAAGCUUGUGUAUUUUAUUGAAUUUUCGAAAUUUUAUUACUUUCGAUUAAAAAAAACCUUUUUGCAAAGCGCUCUGGGACUUGUUGGACAACUAAGCCAAGCAAAAAUAAUCGUAUUCCAAUAGUUAAAAAUAUAGCUGAAAAAAAAUAUAUACAAUCAAUCCGUCCCGACUUGAAAGGCGAGGGAGGCGGAGAAAUUCUUGGCACGAGUUCAAUUCAACCGCCAGCGACUAUUUGGAGAGCUCGUUUAUCGCUCUUUUUGUAUCCAUUCUACAAUCUUCAAUGCACACAUGAAAAAAUGACUAAAUUAACAUCUUCUGCAUUUUUGCGUACGAAUAUGUUUCUCUCAUUCUUCUCACAUCGGGCAUUGAUUGAACAUGAGAGUUUGGCGUUUUUCCUAGGUCAACGUCAAACCUCGACUCUGCAGAGGCCGUCGUGGCGCCAAAGAUUUCUACACCAACUCGAAUCGACGCUCCCAGAGCCAGCUCUUUCGUGAGUUUAAUCCAACGAUAUCCAAGGAGGGGAGGAGAACAGCAGGUGGUAGAGCGGCCAGACGCGCUCGGGACCAUGCGUUUGGGCCUCGACGACCCGUUUCCGGUCCAGAGCACCUUCUCUUCGCCUCUGUUUUUGUCCACAACGGAGACACCUAUACUUGCCACCGCUUCUCCUGACCUCGUGAGUUCGAGCCAAGGCUGCUGAAAUGAAGUCGUUCUGCAGAAUUACAUGUUGCCUUCUCCACGGAGUGUGAGUGCCCAAGGCGUCGAAGUUAGUCACAAAAAACAGAAAUAGUGUUCAAAGUUUUGCAGAUAUUAGACGAUCUCGACAUUUGGCUUGACUCAAUGAGCGAUCACGACAGAGACAGGCAAUUUUUAUUCAAAUAUUGAUAACUUGAUGUUAUUUUUGGACAUGCUCCAAGUUUGUUGACCCCGCUUGAUUAUUUAUAAUUUUUUGUUAUUAAAUAGACUCCUUUGCAGAAUCAGCCAAAUUUGUCUAGAGGAAACGGGUUUCGCACGACCGAAAGACAAAAAAUUUAUCCGAGAGCUUAUAUCACGGUAAUCUUUUCUUCACAGAAGAAAAGUUUGCAAUCCUUCUGCAGAUUUGACAGCGAAAAAGCGACGUCACCUGAGGAAACUAAGCCAAUCGCCCCACGGAAAAAAAGUACGACUUUAUCUCAAGAAAACGGUUUAAGAUGAGAGCUCCCUUUCAUAAAAAUUAAAUCUCUUAAACAUUUUUUUCAAAAUUGUUCAAAAAGUAUCUGUCCAACGGUUCAGUUGGAAGUUUGAAUAGAAAUUGGAAAAAAAGGAUUUUGAAAAACUUUGGUUGAACUUAGAAACUGAGAGAAUUUAAACAGUUUAGUCAUUAGGUUUUUUUUCAGGCUCCCGCUGUUCCGAAACCAAUCGAGGCGAGACAGAGUCAUUAUGAGAGUUUGCGGUGCAUCACGGCCGACAAGGAAGAGUUUGAAGCUCUGAACGUCGAGUCGAAACACGCUGAAACACCGCCGGCUGAGGAAGCUCCCGUCUAUCAGAAUCAGAAGCCGAAAGAGAAACUGAGCGGCAGCUGUAAAGUACUGCAGAAGCAGAAGGAACUCGAAAAGGUCUCGCUGACGCCAGUCCCGAGGCCGAGGACCUCUGUGGUCGGUUGCUGCAUCUGAUUGCUUCUGAUGAGAUUUACGGUCUAGGGUCCACUAUCUCCAGUCUCGGUCGGCGGAUCAAGUCCAGCCGGUUCGAAGAAAACCUACCACGCUGAAAAGGUUUUAGUGGCAGCUAAAGUUAUCUUUAAUUGAAGUAUGAUUCUCAGAAAUAUUCAGACAAGGUGUUGGGAAGCUGUGUGGAAGGCGUUUGAUCACCUGCUGGAAAGCUUCCAAACGCUUUCCAAAGGACAGAAAUAUCCCCAACAUGUUGCAGUAUUUUUCUGAGAAUUCAACUGCAAAAGAAAGCUUGGAACAUUGCAUGAUGGGUUAUAAUAAGAUGUUCUUUUUAUUAGCCGCCGACCGAGAUAAAGCGUCUAUCUUCGUUGGCAGAGCUACCAACUCCCUGCGAAGAAGAUUCUGACCUCGAUGAGAAGAAUAUCCAAAAGGUAAUCGAUCCCUAAACUUCGUAGCAAACGAAAGCGUUCAGGAAACUAGCGAGGAAUUCGUCUACAGGUUUUGA